This is a messenger RNA of Marchantia polymorpha subsp. ruderalis, 983 nucleotides long. NCBI's taxonomy places the organism in Eukaryota, Viridiplantae, Streptophyta, Marchantiopsida, Marchantiales, Marchantiaceae. The record is from the annotation of a GenBank genome assembly.
CGAGGCCUCGCAUCAUCGGUAGAAAAGUAGCAGUAGCUCUGAACUCUGCAGAGUAUUUCCAGAACGUUCUGGACAUUGAAAUCAGAGAGGUCAGCUCAAGUUCAACAACCAUCGCCAUGUAUAUAGAAGUUCGUGAACUGUCCAAGACGGAAUCGUAGAUCUACAAGCAUCACUUCCCUGGCUCCCAUUGUCAAAGACUUUCGGUACGUUCGAUGACCCCUAGGCAUAAAUUCUGCCAAGGAUUUAACCUCAAGGUUAUUGUUUGUUCUCUUCAAAGUAGCGACGACGGCACCAAAGUGGUCCCAAGAACGGUGACAUCAUCCAUACGUGCUUGGGACGGGCAAUCUCUAAGAGAACCAAGUGAAUACGGAAUGUCAAAGUCCGUGGAAGCGGCUUUACGUCAGUGUUAUCUUAAAUCAAAUUAGACAUGCAGAAAAGAAAAAGUCGAUCUACUCAAGGUAAUGUGUGUUUGUGGAGACCGAAUAGCCGUAUAUCACCGUCCCCAAGUUGUCAGUAUUGUGUACUUCCAGAUGACGGUAGACAAUUGGAAUCUGGCGUAGCUGGUACGAAGUGCUGUGCCAGACAUGAGUGGACAUGUCGUACACGAUCAAGCCAAUCGCAAGAGCGCCGAAAACAAAGGCUGGUAACAGAACGAAGUGGCGUCAGUGAGCUCGGAGGUUGGGUUUAAUCAUCGGUUUUGGAUCAUAUAAAAACAGAUGUUAAAGUCAUUGCCCAGGUUAAGCGGGUGAAACACUGCCAGAACCGAAACCAACUGUAAGCCACUUUGUUCAACUCUCAUGUUUACUUUACAGGUUGCACUGUGACAUAAAUGACAGACGAGAACCAUGUUCAGAGUUGUGCCCUGCAACUCUGAACAUGGCCCUCCAUAUCACAAGUAUUGCGCAACGUUGUCUGAAAAGAGCUGUCAGCACUUCUCUGCCCAGUCACAUGUAUGAUUUGUGGCCACGAUCACCUAGGGCAGA